Ctenocephalides felis (cat flea) is the source of this 1846-nucleotide messenger RNA. Its product is annotated as nudC domain-containing protein 1. The record is from RefSeq and is a predicted model, not a curated record. The transcript has 4 exons. NCBI's taxonomy places the organism in Eukaryota, Metazoa, Arthropoda, Insecta, Siphonaptera, Pulicidae. The coding region runs from base 39 to 1796 and encodes 585 amino acids.
AUAGCGAUUGAAACUAAAAUUAUUAAUACUAUUAAUAUAUGAUGCCGCCUAAUAUCACAGAACUUCGUCCUGAUCUUAAGUUGCUUACUAAAAAUUUUGAAGGUUAUAAAUUAUCGUUAGAAACUGUUCCUGUAAUUAAACAUAAACUGCAGCCUAUACAACCCAAUGUAAUUGCACCUAAUGUUGACCAAUAUUCUUUAUUACAUGCUACUUUAUACAGUUUGCAUAAUCAUCUCUUCAAAGAUCCAUUUGAACCAUAUAUUACCUACAUCAUAGAUACGAGCAAUAUUAUUAAUAAAUUUGUGUUCAAUCGUGAAACACAAAGAUUUUUUGUUGGGGACAAUGCUCAGUUCCAACUGCCACAAUCAGAAGACCUGGAUAAAAUCUAUAAUUCAUCGAUGAAAUUUAUUUCAGAGCAAUAUGUUGUUGUAAGUACAGGUUCAAAAAAUAUAUAUCUCAUUGAUACACUAGAACGAACAAAUUUAAACUCAUGGAAAAUCAUAUUUUCUCAAUCAGUUGUAGAAAAUAAUAAUGGAUUUAUUAUAUUAGAUGCUCAUUUAGAAGAAAGUAAUGGACAGAAAAAUGUACAUUGUUUGCUUCAGCAUAUAGAAAAAAAUGAGAAAUCUUUUGAAAAUAGAAUUGAUUGGAUUAUAAUUAAACAAGAUUCUGAACUAACUUGGUCAUUAACAAAAUAUAAAGAGUUACUAGGCAAGGGCACAUUACAAUAUUGUGCAUUAGAAAGCACAUGUAGGGCUGUAUACAUUGCGAGUGAUCACAAAUACAAGUUUAAAUUAUCAGAAGAACAAAUUAAGCAAAUGCAAUUAAAUAAAUCAGAAAAAGAAAUAAGUUUUGAUGAUUUUAUAAACUGGCACCAAUCUGAGGAAGAAGUAACAAUAUUAGUUACGUUUAAAGAAUUUGUAGAUAAAAAGUUACUGAGUGUGGCAACUACAACUGAUUCUUUAAAAAUAGUUUAUAAAACAGGAGAACAAUCUGAAACCUUAUUAGAACUUUUAGAAAAAGUAGAUGUCGGUCUGACAACAUGGUCUAUGGUAGAUGCAAAUAUCUUAGAAAUAGUGUUAUAUAAAUUGAUAUCAAAACCAUGGCAAAAUCUUACAAAAGAAGGAGAAAAAGUAUAUAAAGAAAUACCAAACCCAAUAAAAGUCUCAGAAAUUCACGAGAAAUUAAAACAUUUAUGUUCGGAAGAUCAAAAUGAGAUGUCAGCAAUGUCUUCUGCUCCAAUACAGGAUGAAAUUGAUGAUUGUGAUUUUGAUGCAGAUUAUGACAUCAAAGAUUGGUCACUAGAAAGACUAUGCCCAGAGGAAAAUUUGGCAACCCAUCAUGUUCAUAUUGGUUCGUGUGGACCUCUGUUUAAAUAUUCUUCUGAAUGCAAUACUCCGCCAUUUUUAACAUUGAGGCAUGAUGUAGACGGUUUAGUUUGGGAAAUGCCAAAGUCAGAUCAUAAUUGGCCCCCUAAGCAUAUUGCAACUUUACCUGCAUUUGGAUAUGUUCAAGCUUCUAAGCAAGAUAAAAAAUUUGUGAGUUGUUCUCCGGAUUUCAACUACAGUGUUAUAUGCAAUGGAAAUCGACACAUUUUUAUUUAUUGGGGUGAUGAUAGUAGAAGUUAUCAAUUACAGAAUCGCAAAUCCAAACAAAAAAUGAAAGUCGGUACACAAAAGGUCAUAACUUUAGAUGAUGCAGGUGAUAUUAUAGGUCUUCAAACAGAAAAUGAUAUAAUUCUGGUUUUAACCGUUAAUUAUAUUAUUGCAUUACAACUGAAUUUUGAAAUGGAGCCAUAACUUUAGGUUCUUUUUCUUUUGAUAAUUAUUUAAAUAAUGAAUUGAUUGAA